Molecule: messenger RNA, 2730 nt
Organism: Sclerotinia trifoliorum
Lineage: Eukaryota; Fungi; Ascomycota; Leotiomycetes; Helotiales; Sclerotiniaceae
Source: the annotation of a GenBank genome assembly
AUACUAAGAAAACUAUGCUAGGCAGCCAAGCAUUUUAAAGCCACACCUAAAUCAUUCACUCCUUGGAUUUUAUGUUUACUUACUACUUACUACUUACUACUUAACCUACUUACAUACCCUUCGAUUUCCCCUUCCCCAUUUUCUUCUUCUCUUUCUUCCUCCCCUCUUCCUCUUCCUCUUCCACUUCCUCUUCCUCUUCCUCUUCCUCUUCCUCUUCCUCAAGCAAUUUAAUUAUCGAAAAUCAUUUGAUCUUUGACCAAUCUCGCCUCAUACAAUCAAAAGUGGUGGGUGGUACUGUACAAUUCUCACGAUAGAUAUCACCUCAUGAGGACACGAUAAAUGUCAGGAGUUUAAAACGGAAGAAAUCGAGAAAACUGUGAGAAAGGGAAAUAAAACGGUAAGAAUGAAUUGUAAUUUUCGUGGGUUCGCUCGGACUGAUUCUCAAUAAAGUCUUCAAAAGGUCAAAAGUGACAUCAUUAUCAUCAUGCCGAAACAUCCAACCAAAAAUGAACAAAUCACCCAACUUCGCGCUCAGCUUGAGGAAGAAAGGAAAGCAAGUGUUACUCUUCGCCAGACGGUCAAUGCUCAAUUAGUUACUAUUGAUGGUACGGUCGGAAAAUUGAAAGCUGCAGAAGAAAAACUGAUUCAAGCGAAAUCUACCUCAAUUUUCAUGAAAAAAGUUCCUGUAGAGCUUCGUCUCAGGAUCUACAAACUACUUCUGACCAAUCCUAAACUAAGCAAAAUCGAAUCCAUCGGUAAGACGGCCGAUUAUGGGAAGGCUGUCAAGUUCGAACUCGCGCCAGCUAUCUUACGUACCUGUAAAGUUAUUCGAGACGAAGCGGAACCAAUUCUCUACGGCUCAAACACUUUCAUCCUUGAAUGCAUUGGUGGUUAUGGUCCGAUUGGUUCCAUCCAUGUCCCACAAUCACCACUCACGAGAUAUGACGGUCCUCGUUCGGAUGAUUUCAAUGAUGUUGAUAGUGAUACAGAGGAUGAGACGGAACGUAAUUUGAUGGGACAUUCGGGAACUGAGUUUCAUUUUGAUUUCACCACCUUCAAAGCAUUGAAGAAAGUUAAACGUUGGAGAAUAAUUACCGGAGCAUACAGACCAACUCCAUUGAACCCGGUACCAUCAAAGUCUUUCGUUCACUUCUGUCAGGCGUUAUGUCUAGAGGCACUGACACGACCACAAAGGUCUAUCGAAAUCGUCCUUGGACUUGGAAGAGUUGAUUCUGUUAACCAAACCGAAGAUGCUCAAUAUAAAUUCUCCAAAGAACAGCUGAACCUUUUGUUACAACCAUUGAGGCUUUUGAAGGAUAUUAAAUUGGAGUUAAAUAUCGCAAAAUGGAAGACAAAUCUGCCAGUAUCAGCGCAGUUGUGUGGCGGCAGUAGUGAAUUUUACUUUCUUCACAAUGAAGGCGAGGCCACUCUCCAAAGAUUUAUCGAUUUAGCUCCACCUUUCGUUCAAAAAUAUCAAGCUCUAGCCGAGGAUCUUUCACCUGUUGAAAAGGUAUUUAUGAUGCAUAAGCGACUGGAGCAUUACGCAGAUUCAUUCGAAAGAUCCGAAAAAUUUAGUAAAGACAUGUGCACUUUGCAGAGAGGCCAUGAAAGUAGUAGGAGGGAAAAUCGUCAUUAUGGUUGGCAACUUCCUGGUCAUUCACUUGGCAACCCAUUCAAAGGUUACAGUCCUUCCUCGUAUCAUCCAGUGGAGCUUGCUUUUUCUAGUAAGUCAUUUUCAUUCUUCAAUGCCAAUUCUAAUUCUUCAAUAUCUCAUAUCAAAUUUGACAAUAAAAUGAUCUCUCGGGCGACAUUACAUGGAAACCACUAAUAAUUUUCUACCUUAUAGGAGCCAUCAUAGCCAAAGAUAAGGAGGAUGUCACUGAGUUCAAAGCUGCUAGAGCUUUGGUUUUGAAAGAGUUAGAACCUCAAUAUCGACGAAUGAUUGAUGCUUCUAAAAAGUUGAGAGCUUUUGUCGAAAAAGAAAAACGUUCAGGAGUUUUUCGAGAGUGUUUUGGUUGUGGAGUUUUUCAUCAAUAUGAAGAAGACCCAUUCAAUAGUACUCUUGGAACAGAUUUGGAUCGUUACAUCUAUGAACUUGAUAAGAUUGCUAAUUUGUUGAAGCGAGCUAUGCCAGAUCAUAUUCAAAUUAAAAUAGACAAAGGAACCACAAUGUAUGAUUCAGCAUACGUUCAUUUGUCUAGGGAAAAGCUCUUUCAAAAAUUACGAUGGAUGCAAAAACAAGAGGUAUUUGCGAAAGAUCCUUCACAAAUAUCAAAAUGGGCGAAACGACUUGUUGAAGAUUUGUGGAGUGAGUGUCAAUUUACCAGUUGGGCUAGGGAGUGCCUUUUCAAAGAUGAUAUCACCGAUAUUGGAUGCAAGAUCAAUCGAAAAUUAGGUCAGGGAUUGAUGGAUGAAGAGCUUGAGUGGAUUGACGGAUUUGGUAGUGAUGAUGAAGAUGAAUUUUAUGGACUUCAUGAACUUCAAGAAGAUUGAUGGUGGAUAUAGAGUUAAGAAUGGAUUGUACAAAAUGGAUUGUACAAAAUGGAUUGGGAAAGAUUUUUAAAGGGAAAGAGAUAGCUAUUGCAAGGUCUAAAUUUGGCGAGAUGGAAAUGAAAAUGGAAAUGUAGAUGGAAAUGGGUAAUCAUAAUAAUGUAUUUUUUUAAUAGCUCAGCUUAGAUAUGGCUUAAAUAUGGUUGUGAUGACUCAAUGAUAGUUUAAUUACUACUUGGU